Molecule: messenger RNA, 213 nt
Organism: Spirometra erinaceieuropaei
Lineage: Eukaryota; Metazoa; Platyhelminthes; Cestoda; Diphyllobothriidea; Diphyllobothriidae
Source: the annotation of a GenBank genome assembly
AUGCUGCCUGAUGCUGCUGCUGCUGCUGCUGCUGCUGAUGAUGAUGAUGAUGAUGAUGAUGAUGAUGAUGAUGAUGAUGAUGAUGAUGAUGAUGAUGAUGAUGAUGAUGAUGAUGAUGAUGAUGAUGAUGAUGAUGAUGAUGAUGAUGAUGAUGAUGGUUCGAUCGCCGGACUCGAUGGUGUUCACCGUGUGCCCCACAGCAAAGUGAAGUAG